AUGAGGCACGAAGAAGACCGGUUCCAAAAGCAUCCAUGCUGCGGCUUAAUCCGAGGAAAGCAGCCACAGCGUCAGCACGAAGCAAAUGUGUCGCUGCAACAUUGUGACAAAAUGUACAUUCAGCUGGAUCAAGGUCCGGUGAACGGUACUUUCUCUUCCCCUGAUUUUCCAAGCAAUUAUCCAAGAAAUCUCCAGUGCAUCUAUACAUUCAUCGCUAAGCCUACCCAACGGGUGCGAUUGAAGUUUACUGACUUUCAGCUGACUGGCAAUGCGCUAAAAUGCGAGGAUCAUAUCGACAUUUACGCAGAGCUGGAGAAGCCGGAUGUCGAACGCCUCGUUCAUCACCAGAUGAUUCGCUACUGUGGCACCAUCUCGCCGCAGAUUCGCAUUUCCUUGCACAACGUCAUCGUCAUCGUUUUCCAUGUCAGAGAAAAUAGCGCUGGUGCCAAAGGAUUUCACGGCACUUAUAGUUUCAUUCCCAAGGUUCAUAAACAGAUCAAGGCAAUGGGCGAUUUGAGUACGCAGCAACAUAUGGAAGAUGCAUCUCGCAUCAACUUCUUGUUCGUUAGAGCCACCUCGAACUCACCGAGAACGACGCUUCUGCUAAAUUUAGUCGAAGAUCGAUUACCACCAAGUGGCGAUUGGAUCCCGAUGCGAGUCUCAAGUAACGAGAUGCGCUAUUUACAGCUGAUCAUUGUAUGA
Messenger RNA from Soboliphyme baturini, 702 nucleotides. Lineage: Eukaryota; Metazoa; Nematoda; Enoplea; Dioctophymatida; Soboliphymatidae. The record is from the annotation of a GenBank genome assembly.